CAUACUUAAGGGGCUAAGUUCAAAGUUCCGCGCUGGCCUAGGGAUCGAAGUGGGUUUUAUGCUACCUGCUGCGGGUUACGUUCUCAAAAUUAUCUUGAUCGAAAGCUGUCGAUUUCGGCAAUUGUUUUUUUUUCUCGUAAUAAAUUAUUUGAACCACGACAUUGGUGAAGCUGGAAGGUCUGUAAUUUGAUGGAAGUUGUCUUGAUCCUGUUUUAUGUAUCGGGGUGACAAUUGCUUCCUUCCAGUCCGUGGGUAACUCAGCUUGGUCAGGUGACAAUAUUGUAUAUUAUAGUCAAUGGAGGUGCAAUAUAUUAUGCAAUUAGUCUCAGGACUUUGAUAUAUAGUUCAUCCGGUCCUGUUGAUUUUUCCGUGUCUAAAGUGCUGAGCGCUUUAAGUACUUCGUCUUGAUCAAAGUCCACGGUGAGCAGGCAGUUUGUUGACUUUGUAUUUGGGUCUAUUUAUUCGCCUAGAAGAGGCUCUGAGUGACAACUGCCCCGAAAUAGUUUACCAUAGCCUCUGCUUUUUCCUGAUCAUCCUCUAUGAUAUUAGACCCGCUUCCUUAAUUGGGUUGGGAAUCCAAUGCUGCAUCCUUGUUCUGUGAUUUGUGCAUGAAAAUAGUCUCUUAGACUGCUUGAUUACAGAUUGCGCCAACCUUGUAUUUCCACUGAGCAUCGUGGACUUUAGUUAUAAACUUAUUUUGUCCCAUAGUACUUACUGUGUCAAGGCUGAUGGCAACGUUCUGACAUUUCUUUCGUGUUAGUAAAUGUCGAAUAUCCUGGCCUAUCCAAGUAUUGUCGUGCUUCGUAUUUGGGACUGUCCAGGGUAUAUAUGGAUGAGUGACCCAAUUAUAUAAGUGACUGAAAUAAGUCUAUGCUUCUUUCUUUUGUUCUCUUUUACAGCCUUCCUCAUUCAGUUUCAGUUUGGAAAGGACAGUAGGCUAGAUGGCCUGUGUUAGUCCUGGUAGUGGUCUCAGUUGGUUCAACUUUCUUUUGAAAGUGUCGACAGAUGAAGCUUCAACCACGUGUUGAGAUUCUUGAAUGACUCUAGAAGAAUCUCGUAACUUACAUCAGUCACUGCCAUCAGCAAGUUUUAGUGGUAGUUACCUGACCAAUACCAAUCAGAUUAACAGUUCAUAUCAUCAUCAAAACAGUCAAAAUCCUACGAAUUAUCCUCCAUUAUUCCAUCCUGCAGCUGUAGCAGCUGUUGCUGCUGCAGCUGCAGCGGCUGGGUACACACAACAGUUCAAUCCAGGUGUUAUAAGUCGUCCACUCAACCUGACUGCUAAUCCCAAUGGUUCGAAUCCAUAUUUCUCUUCUGCAGACACAAGCAGAGCUUAUUAUGCCAGCUUCGCAUUACAACAGUCUGGAUUUUAUCCUGGAUCCCAUACUUUCAAUAAUUUGGGAGGCAUGAAUAUUCCUCAGGAUUUUUCAUUUCCGAAUCCCACUACCUCCAUUCCUUUAUCCAGCACUGGAGUAGAAUUCCCUUCAUGUUUAUCAACUAGUACAGCGGAGUCUGAAAAUGGUUCAAAGUUACAACGAGUUGCUGCCUCAACUAGGAAUUCCAAAACUUCCACUAGUAGUAUAAAAACACAUACAAAAUCGUCAGGCGUCCGUGGCAGGAAAUCGAUUUCGUCUGAUGAGAUGGCAAAUCGCAAACGCCAAGAAUUUAAUGAACUUGUUAAAGCCCGCACUGAGAAGCUUAUGUCCGAUGGUCCCAUCGCAAAUUCUUCAACAAAUUCUGGUCCUUUAUCAUCUUCAAGUUCAGCUGGUUCUAUAGGACCAGAAUCUGGAUCACCAAACUAUCGCAAAUUGAUUCAUGCUGUAUUAGAUGCUAAAAAGUCAGCUCUUCUUAGAUCUCCAUCUGUUAUCCAAUUCUUAGUUAGUCAACAGCGUUCACUAACUGAAUAUAAACGUCAAACAGAAUUAUUUUGUGUUACGAUGAACAGAUGAAAAAAAACUAGUCUUAUUUUUCUACUUAUUCAUGUUAAUGUUUUUUUACUAUUCGAUUAUAUAUAUAUUUGUAUUACAAGUUGUAAGUAGUUUAUGAGAAUCAAAUGAAAUGAGUUCAUGUAUAUCCUGUUCAAUUGUUUAUUCUUGCUCUAUAUGUACAUAAUCCUCUUAAAAAUAAAUUAGAUCUCUCUUCAUUAACUAUUCCAAGCUAAGUCGAUAUAUGUACUCAUACAGUAUGAUAUGUGAGGGAUAAAUGAUUUAAGAGAUAUGACUCAGAAUCAAUCAGUGAGUUACUUUCUCUAAAUCUCAAAUACAUUAUUUGUUUAAUCUUCUUUACCUAUUCAACCUAAUUUUGUGUGUGCAUAAGGUGUAUUUACAAGUUUUAUCUUCUACCUCAUUGUCAUUCAAUCUUUCACCUUUAACUGAUAUAUAUCUUUAUAUUGAUAGGAGUUACUAUUGUAAUGAACGAGAACACAAUUGAGGAUAAUCGAAUGUAUCUGAACACCAACUUACAGAACAACUUAGAACCAUAGUGUAAAUAUAUAAUUUAAAUAAUGUCAACUAAUGACUGUUCCUUUUGCAAAUAUCAGUCUAUCGUCUCAGACUUCAUUGUUCUUUCGUUUCCAUACCAAUCAUUGUUUGUUCUCGUUUUCUUUUCUUUAAUCUCAACUUUCUGCCUCCAGGUAUUUCACUUUCGAUUGUUGAUACAUACGACUUAUAUCUGUCGACAUCUGUAGUACACACUACAUUACUACUGAUACUGUUACUACUUUUAUGACUAUGGGAUGUGUUUUGAUAAUUUUAUCUCGCUGGGCUAAUGUGGUAUGACAACUUGGACUGACAUACUUGCGUCAAGUUCUUUGUUGCAUUUGACUACGACGAUGAGUCAUCGUUAUUAUUAUAACACUACUUCUUACUAUGUGUAGUCUGCCUUGUCAUUGGUUGUUUCACUUUCGCCUCAUUUAUAUCCUAACUAUGUAGCUUUCGCUUUAACCGC
Molecule: messenger RNA, 2946 nt
Organism: Schistosoma mattheei
Lineage: Eukaryota; Metazoa; Platyhelminthes; Trematoda; Strigeidida; Schistosomatidae
Source: the annotation of a GenBank genome assembly